CAACAGAGACGAUGAAGAUAUUAUUUCUCGGUAGGCGGUGCUUAAUAAGCAAUUAAAGUAGAAUAUGAAGAAAUAAGUUUAAAGGCAAAUGCGCUUGGAGGUGCUCGAGUUAAAAGAUUAAACAUUUGCUGGUCUCUUUCGACGAGAUUGUGGUCUGAACUGGUGGUUGCUUCAUCAUCUACAUUCAUUAAAUUGCUAAAAUAUAAUAUUCUGCACUUUCCUAACAUUUUAAACCUGCAAAUUUGAAAGAUGAGUGACCGAAGAGCUAGACGAGGCGGAGAUGACGAUGAUGAUUUAGCCAAACAACGUGAAAAGCGCAGGCUUGAGCGUGAAGAGCGGCGAAAGCAACGUGAUAUGGAAAAUAACGACGCUGAAGCUGAAAGGCAGCGACAGAGAGAAGAGAGACGAAGAAAAAGAGAAUCUGGAGAAGAUUCAAGCUCUGCAAGAUCUCGAAGGCAAGAAGAAGAGAUGAAAAAAAUGAAAGAGGAGGAAGAGCGAAAAAGAAAGGAACGAGAAGCUGAGGAAAGGAAACGAAAAGAGGCAGAAAAACAAGCACAAGAAGCAGAGGAAGAGGAAGAGGAAGAAGAAGAAGAGGAGGAGGAAGUAAAAGAGAAAGUAAAUGUUCAAAUUUCUCCAGCGAAGAAGAUUUCUACCGAUGGUCCUAAAACUGCCUUUCAUAAGAUUAAUGAUGACCGCAAACGUCGAAUCAUUGAUUCUUUGAUUGAUCGUCUGUAUGAGCUUGCUGAAGAACGAGAUGCCAAGAACAAGCCUGACAAUAAAAGUGCAACAUCUGGUGCAUCUAGUACAGAUAUGGCGUCUCUUGAUUUAAAAGUACGCUCACUGCGCACUCGUUUACGCAACGCAGAAAAUUGUACUGAAACUCUUGCGAAGCAAGAAAAAGAUUUAAAAGCAAAGAUUGAAGCCAACCAUCAAGAGGUUAAUCGUCUUCGUCAAGAGUUUGCUUCUGCAGAGGCAGAGUACAAUGAAGCAAUCAAGAAUGGUGCUGUUGUUCCCGCAGCUCCAAAACGAGGAAGGACUGGUGGUGCUGGAAAAGGUGCUGGCUUCUUUGACAUUGUUAAGAAAGCCCAAUCAUCUCUUUGGGAGGAUAAAUUCGAGGCAUUUAAAGCAAAGCAACGUGGAACUGCACCAAGCCAACCAAUGUGGGUUAACAAUCUACGCAAGAGUGACAACAUAAUUGGAACAACGGUGAUGAAACGUGAUGAUCCUGAGAAAAAGAAACAUGAAAAGCAUCAUGGCAGAAUCAAAACAAGCUUCAUAAAGCAGUCAUUGAUCCAAGGGCAAAGAAAGAAAUAGAACCUGCAGGUGCAAAAAAGCCCGCAUGGUCUGGUGUGUCAUUGAAAAAAGCUGAAAAGAAGUAAAUGGACAAUGGUGAUUUUGAAUUUAUUUCAAGCAUUGCACAUUCAAAAAAUUGAAGAGUAGGAGGAAAUCAUAUCAAAAAAUAAAACCUUUUAAAUUUAUGCUCAGUUCGUUAAAGUUAUUUAGAUUCCAUGCAAAAACCUCGUUUUUUUCGGAUGAACUUUUGCAACUUUUACAUUUGUACAAAUAUCUGGCACUUUAACUUUAGGCACUUUUCUUUGGCUUGAUAAAAAGUACUAAUAGAGUAGGAGCAGAUAUUUUUUGUAGGCAUCUGAAAAGGUCUAGUUUUGCGUUCUUCUUGUUAAGACUUUUGUUUUGGCCAUGUUCAAAUGGGUCACGUCUUCUUGCACUAAAAAACACUGUGUUUUUUUGCAAUUCAAAAUUAGUGAGUUCUAAUACAAAUUUGUCGAAAGGUA
Messenger RNA from Xenia sp. Carnegie-2017, 1793 nucleotides. Its product is annotated as vicilin-like seed storage protein At2g18540. NCBI's taxonomy places the organism in Eukaryota, Metazoa, Cnidaria, Anthozoa, Malacalcyonacea, Xeniidae. The transcript has 10 exons. The record is from RefSeq and is a predicted model, not a curated record. Bases 250 to 1314 code for a protein of 354 amino acids.